CCAUCCUCUCCAUUUACAUAAAAUUUAUCUCCUCAACAAGGACAAGACUGUGAAUAUCUCCGGUCAUGUAAGAACCAUAUGUUCUUUUAGCGGUUUUAGAAAAUGAGUAGUUGAGACUACCCAUCUGCAGAAUUUCUUCAACUCUGUUAGUUAGCGGAUGUUCGUUCAUAAACUCAGGUGUUAUUAUGGUUUUCUGCUGAAACAUUUUGAGAAUUGCUUGCUUUGGUUGGUAGCUGGAAACGCUUUGAAUUGCUUAUUCAUUGAUUCCAGUGGCUUCCAGAGAUAUUUGGGUUUUGGAGUCACAAAUCUCAAUGGUGCCACUGUUAAAAGCUAUAAGCAAGAGGGGUUUGUCAUAGAUGAACGUGGGAAAUUAAAAAGAUUUAACAGGAAGAAACUCUCCAGGAAACGAUGUGGCUCUUUGAGAGGGCGAGGAUGGAAAUAUGGAUCCGGGUUUGUCGAUGGGAUAUUUCCUGUUCUGAGUCCCAUUGCUCAGAAGAUUCUGAGCUUUAUUCAGAAAGAAACUGAUCCUGACAAAGUAGCUGAUGUCCUUGGAGCUCUUCCUUCUACACAUGCCUCAUGGGACGAUCUAAUCAAUGUUUCUGUGCAACUUCGUUUGAACAAGAAAUGGGAUUCUAUUAUCUUGGUGUGUGAGUGGAUUUUAAGGAAGAGCUCCUUUCAGCCUGAUGUAAUCUGCUUCAAUUUGCUUAUAGAUGCUUAUGGACAGAAGUUCCAGUACAAGGAGGCGGAAUCACUCUAUGUACAGCUUCUUGAAUCCCGCUAUGUGCCUACGGAAGACACAUACGCUCUUCUUAUAAAGGCAUACUGUAUGGCAGGGCUCAUAGAGAGAGCUGAAGUUGUUUUAGUCGAGAUGCAAAAUCAUCAUGUUUCUCCAAAAACUAUAGGUGUAACUGUAUACAAUGCCUAUAUUGAGGGGUUAAUGAAGAGAAAAGGAAACACCGAAGAAGCGAUUGAUGUUUUCCAGAGGAUGAAGCGUGAUCGAUGCAAACCAACCACUGAAACUUACAACUUGAUGAUAAAUUUAUACGGAAAGGCAAGUAAAUCAUAUAUGUCCUGGAAAUUGUAUUGUGAAAUGAGAAGUCACCAAUGUAAACCGAACAUCUGCACAUACACAGCGCUUGUGAAUGCAUUUGCUAGAGAAGGUCUUUGCGAGAAAGCUGAAGAAAUAUUUGAACAGCUUCAAGAAGAUGGGCUUGAACCUGAUGUAUAUGUCUAUAACGCUCUCAUGGAGUCAUAUAGUCGUGCAGGUUAUCCAUAUGGUGCUGCUGAGAUUUUCUCUCUAAUGCAACAUAUGGGAUGUGAACCAGACAGAGCUUCCUACAAUAUCAUGGUUGAUGCAUAUGGCAGAGCAGGUCUUCACUCAGAUGCAGAAGCUGUGUUUGAAGAAAUGAAGAGACUAGGCAUAGCACCGACGAUGAAAUCCCACAUGCUGCUUCUAUCAGCUUACUCUAAAGCCAGAGACGUAACAAAAUGUGAAGCCAUUGUGAAAGAAAUGAGCGAAAACGGAGUAGAACCGGAUACAUUUGUCCUAAACAGCAUGCUCAACUUAUAUGGCCGGUUAGGGCAGUUCACGAAAAUGGAAAAGAUUCUAGCCGAGAUGGAGAACGGUCCUUGCACCGCGGAUAUAAGCACAUACAACAUUUUGAUCAAUAUCUAUGGUAAAGCCGGGUUCUUGGAGAGAAUUGAAGAACUUUUUGUGGAGCUCAAGGAGAAGAAUUUCAGACCAGACGUUGUGACAUGGACCUCGAGGAUUGGUGCUUACUCAAGGAAGAAACUGUAUGUGAAAUGUCUGGAGGUUUUUGAAGAGAUGAUUGAUUCAGGUUGUGCACCAGAUGGAGGAACAGCCAAGGUUCUUCUUUCGGCUUGUUCUAGUGAAGAGCAAGUGGAACAAGUUACUUCAGUGCUUAGAACAAUGCACAAGGGCGUGACUGUGAGUUCUCUUGUCCCAAAGCUGAUGGCUAAAUCUUUAACUGUAAACUGAUAAAGAUAGCAUUUUUAGAUCUGCCUUAUUAAUAAAGGUUGGAUUUUUAUGAUCAGAAUCCUUGUAUCUAUUGAACAGUGUUAUAAUAUAUGGUUUUAUGUCAUUACCCACGAUGUUGCUUUAGUGGGGUAGUUGAUGCG
Arabidopsis thaliana (thale cress) is the source of this 2139-nucleotide messenger RNA. RefSeq names its product Tetratricopeptide repeat (TPR)-like superfamily protein. The record is from RefSeq and is marked reviewed. The transcript has 9 exons. Bases 158 to 1999 code for a protein of 613 amino acids. Gene Ontology annotation, cellular component: chloroplast. NCBI's taxonomy places the organism in Eukaryota, Viridiplantae, Streptophyta, Magnoliopsida, Brassicales, Brassicaceae.